This is a messenger RNA of Hippocampus zosterae (dwarf seahorse), 5516 nucleotides long. It is a transcript of the gene phrf1, whose product is annotated as PHD and ring finger domains 1. The coding region runs from base 224 to 5065 and encodes 1613 amino acids. The record is from RefSeq and is a predicted model, not a curated record. NCBI's taxonomy places the organism in Eukaryota, Metazoa, Chordata, Actinopteri, Syngnathiformes, Syngnathidae. The transcript has 19 exons.
CUCGGCAUUCGGCAAUUUCCGUCGAAACAGCCGGUGGGUGUCAUUCAGCACAUUUCCCUUAGAAAUGAAACGUAAUUUACUCUCGGCGUAGAUUUCACUUUGCCAUCUAAUAUGGCAACAUAAUGGGAAUAAACGUUUCUGUUUGAACAAAUCAACUUGCCCUGUCUUUCUCACACUAUUUUGCAGACAGAAUUUGGAGUGAAGAUUCCGUUUAUGAUCGGUUAUGGAUGAUGAUGACAGCCCAGAUGAGCUGAUAAGGCGUGGCGUCCACAAAAAAAGAACUGCACCAUGGAACAUUUCCGACUCUGAUGAUGACAUUGAUGCGUCUGAAGAGGGAGAGUCAGAGAGCAGCGAUGAAGAUGACAGCGAUGAUAAUGAUGAAGAUGAUGAUUUGGACGGUGAGGAUAAAGAAGAAGACGCUAAAGCUGGUGAUGGAGUUUUAGGCGAGCCCUCCACAGCAAUUUCAACCAUGAGCUCAGACGAGGAUGCAGAUACAUGUCCCAUCUGCCUGAACACCUUCAGCAACCAACCUGUGGCAACACCAGAGAACUGUGAGCACUACUUUUGCGUCGACUGCAUCCUUGCUUGGUCUAAGAAUGCCAACUCAUGCCCUGUGGACCGUAUUACAUUCAACAGCAUAUACCUUAGGAAAUCUUAUGGCGGCAAAGUGCAGAAAAUGAUUACAGUAGAAAAAACAGUGAAGGAAGAUGAGGUGGAGACAGUGGAUUUGGACUUGGAACAGACCAACUGUGAGGUGUGUCACGGCAGUGAUCGAGAGGAUCGUCUUCUGCUCUGCGAUGGUUGUGACGCUGGCUACCACAUGGAAUGUCUCACGCCACCUCUGGACACCGUACCUGUUGAGGAAUGGUUCUGUCCUGAAUGUGUUGCUAAUAACAACUCAGGUUCAGCAGAAGAACAGAAUCAAACCCAAACGUUCCUAUCUACUGCUCAGCCAACCACCAGCCGUUCCCAGUCCCGAGCUGCAGGUCCAAUACGAGCCAUCGCCCGUACUCAGCACAGUGAGCGGGUUCGGGCCAAUGUGAAUCGACAUCGUAUCACACAGGCACGCACGUCGCAGCUGGCUCCAACAGACCAAAUCCAGUCUAAUUGGCUGGAUGAGACCAUCAAUGCAGUGGUUGCUGGGCUGAACACAGCUAUAUAUGUAAGGGACCUCACACCGUGUGCUCCAACCAGACGCAGGCGCAAGACUGGAACACGCCGAAAGGCCACAAAAAAGAAGGCGCUCUCUGUUAAGGGUAAAAAUGGUCAUUCAACAAAAGCUAGGAGGAAACGUAAAGGCAGGAGAACUACAUCCAAAAAGACACUGGUGGGGAAAAAGGUAGCGACUCCUCGAAGCCGCAUUGCCAAUAGUCUCGGACUGUCAAAGGACAAGAACAACUUUUCACUUCCUACUGUGUGUCGACCCUCAGAGCACACCCUAAGCAAUAUGCGUGCUGACAUAGGUGCUGCAUCCCUUUCAAUAUAUGGGGAUCCUUUUGAUCUGGAUCCUUUUGUAGAUCGUGAAGAGGAUGAGCAAGAAGAAAGCGUUUCGUCGUUGUUGGAGGCAAAGAGACGAGGGAUCUCACAUUCUGCUUUUCGCUCUCAUCAGCCUGUUGCUCGACCUGUCAGUAUGGGCAUGUCAAGGCAUGCUAUGGAUAUUCCCCAAACUGGAGGUGUUGUGGAGGCAGCACCAGUGCCCGACCUGCUGGGGAGCAUUCUUUCAGGGCAAAGCCUGCUCUUGAUGGACAGCUCUGAUGUCAUCAUUCGUCGUGAUGGUUAUCUUCAAGCCUCUCAAGCAGCUGCAAGUUCGUCGACAUUGAAGCCGGGAUUAAGAGAGCGCAGUAGCUCAGAGGAAUCCCGUGGUUUUGCCCAGCCAGUUGUUUCAGCCAGCCUAGGAGAAACUUAUUCAUCCAGACAUUUACCAGGACCCUCCCACAACAACUUUAACAGACCGCAUUCCAAGUAUUUCUCUCCAGUACCUUCAGAUGUCAGCCAUAUCCAGCCUCCUUAUAAUCCCAAUUUGUCAUCGAGAGGUCAUAAGUGUUUCCAGCCGCCUCUUAAAAACCGACUAUCAUCAUCGUUUGGUGUCCAGGCAACCAGCGGCGCUUCCCCACGUGGCGUCCCUUCAUCCUGUAGCGUUUCGGAACCAAGCUCUAAUAGCAAAACAACACUUCCAUUACAACGUCAACCUAUCAAAGCACCUACAAAGCCUGUGUGGGUAGAUGUGGACGUUCUGCCACGAAUACCAAAAAUCAAACGAGAUGCCACAAAUAGUAGCACUAACAAAAGCAAUAGUAAUUCUUCCUCCAGUAUGAAUACUUCUGGCAUGCCUGAGACGGCAUUGGUCAGCUUUGCUGGGGACCAAAACAGGCAGCAAGAUGUUGCCCAACAAAGCAACCCUGAGCGCCAGCCUCAAAAUCAAGGAGCUAGGUCCUCUUCAGCCUUCGCCAACUCAUUCUCUCUUUCCUCCUCCACUGCCUCUCCUUCUGCGUCACUCUACAAUCCAGCAGUGUCUUCCUCAUCUUCAUCAUCCGUCAGCUUCCGCAUUAACAUCAGCAGGAACUCGUGGCAUUCACGACGAGUCAUUCUCCCAUCAUCAUCUGCUAGUGGAAGUAGCACGCAGGCUGAAAGAGAGAAGAUGGAAGAGGCAAAGAAGAAACAAGAGCACGGAGAUAAACAGAAGCUGAUGGCAUCACACACAACUGCCAGUAACAAAAAAGAUGAGAAUGUCUAUGACCCCUUUAAUCCAACCGUGUCAGACGCAAGCAGUUCCGACAGUGAAGGUGAGAGCUUGGCUAGCAGCUUUCAUGGAUUUAAUUCGGUUCCCAGUCCAGCGUUCAGUCGCGAUGUAGCACAAAGUAAGCAGAAGCUGCUUCAAGUGAAAACUGAAACACCUGAGAGUGAAGUCGCACAGGAAGACUCGAGGAAUGCUCAUUUACAGACCUCUUCCCGGGUGGGCAGCCGCGCUUCAAGAGUUGUCAAAGUUGAAAAAGAAUCAGUACUGGUUAAAACUGAGAACCAAGCAGCAUUUAGUGACAUCGAGGUUAAGAGGCAAACAGGACUGGCUGAUUCAGGAAAAGACAACAUGUUUGGACACAGUGUGAAAAGUCGUUGCGGUUCAGAAACACCAGUCACGUUUUCGCCUCACAGCCGAGAGCAUUUAAAGAUCGAGGAGGCAAGUGGGCAGAGAGUCAUUACUUCCAAAAAUGUCCCCCAGAACAAGGUUGAUUCUUCAAGUUCUGGAUCAUGUUUUAUGAAGGCAAAACCAAAGGAAAAAAUCAAAUCUGAUCCCACGGCACCUGAAAAGAAAACUUCCACCACAACACUUCUAUAUCAGCAACAACACUUGACUUCAAGCAUCGUAGCAUCUGACAGAGACAAGACUAAGGACCAUCUUGUCUCCAAGCAAGGAGACCAGCUGAAGAAAAUAGACAAAGACAGAGAAAGACGGUCAAGGUCACGAGAGAGAAGGAUACAUUCAAUGUCGGAAAGUUCUCAGUCGAGUUCUCCCAAGACCACUGUAAAAAAACGACGACGGAGAUCAAGGUCUGGCUCCAGCUCAAGCACCGCAGAGCAUUCAAGCAGAAAAAAAUAUAAAGAAAGCAAUCAGGAAAGCAGCAACAGUGGCCAUGAGAAAAGAGGGGCGUCAAAUGAGAAGACACGUCAUCUACGCUCCAGAUCACGGUCCGGAGGUAGAACCAAGGACCAUAGACGUGGACGCUCCUGCUCAAAAUCCCCAUCAAAGUCACCAUACAGGUCCAGAUCGAAAGAAAGUAGGAAAGAACACACACACUCGUGUCAUGAGGAUGUGAAGUCUCGACCAAAAGACAAAAGGAGACCCCGGUCCAGCUCAAGCUCAAGAGAGAGAAGGAAAGUGGAUAGUUCAUCUGAAAAUCUAACAAAAAGUUCAGUGUCCUGUUUUUCAUCCUCAAAAUAUGACAAGGACCCCAAGGAAAGCCGUGUCCCACAAAGUUCUGGAAAAGAGGAAACAAUUCCAGAAGUAAAAAAACACGUGUCCAAAUGUACCUUUGUUGCAAAAGUUAAGAAGGAAGAUGAGAAUGCAGACAUUAUGGCCAUAUCUAAAGGAAUUAAGAAAGAAAGAAACAUUGUUAAAGAGGUAAAGAAAGAUAAGCAAGAAUUUAUAGAUAUGUUUCAACGUUCUCCCAUCCCUCCACAGUCAGAGAAAGAAGAUCGACCUUCAACAAUCCAAGAGAUAAAAAAAGAGCCUGUCAAGGUAGAAGUGUCUAAAACAAUGAAAACGGAAGAAACUUGUGAAAUCACUCGAAUCAAACCGGAGCCAGUGUCCGCAGAAUUGCCAGUCACCUCGCCUCACACCUCAGUCGGUCAGCAGGAGUCACCGAAGCACUUUCAGCCCAAUGGCAAGGGCCUCGCGAACCAGGCAAGCGCAAUCGAGUUGAAAGUCCCAAUGAAGCAGGCCCCAGAAUCUGAUGAGGGCAUCUCUGUGGAUAUGUUGCGUCACUGCCUUGACUGUGUGAAGCAAGAGCACGCCGAGGGCAUUGGUGCCAAAGUCAAACAGGAAGGGAAAAUUGAGGCACAACAUCUGCCAACUGCAUCUAAAAAUAAGAUUCAAGGGAAGAGGGUGACGUGGAAUAUACAAGUGCCUGAUGGAGCGCAACCAGACAAAUGUGCGAGCAAGCGGGCUUUGUAUAAAAAAAAGCUGAAGCAGGAAGCUACUCACAGACCCCCAUCCAUGACCAGCAGCCAGGACACAAGUGGACCUGGUUCAGUCAGUGAUUCAUCCAAGAGAGACGACGGCACUCUGCCAACCGGCAGCGGCUGUCAGGCGUAUUUGAAGAAACUUCACAUGCAGGAGCGAGCCAUUGAAGAGGUGAAACUAGCCAUCAAACCUUUCUACCAAAAGAGAGACAUCAACAAGGAGGAAUAUAAGGCGAUUCUACGCAAAGCUGUGCAGAAGGUGUGCCACAGCAAGAGUGGGGAAAUUAACCCGGUGAAGGUGGGCAAUCUGGUAAAGGCUUAUGUGGACAAAUACAAACAUGCUCGCAAACAUCAGAAAUCAGAGACGAAACCCACGAAGACGUCUUGACGGCCACUGGUUGAUGUUCCAUUCAACACAAAUUUACUCUGAGGUUUCAUUUCUUCACCUCGGUGGAUGAGCAAGGAUUUUGAUCUUUUGCUUCUAUGCGGGUCAAACGUUGUCUUUUUGUGCACAGCCGAAGUUGGUGCCUUGAAGAGACUUUUCUCUAAGUACGCCCUUUCUUGGCAGCCGUUAUGUUUUGUUAAUGGGAUAUUCAUUGGUGGCCAAAGCUGCUCUUUUGGUUAACAGGCAGUUUGUAAUUUGACGUGUUUAUCAUUGGGAAAAGUCACUGUUAUUAAAUCUUCAGAGAACAUGUCAAUAGUCUUAUUAGGAAGUUUGAUAUGAACAUGUAAAUAAUUUUGAUUUCAUUGUGACCACUGAACAGUUUCUUUCCGUAAACGCAGCCUGUUGCUAAUGUCUCAAUUUAAUAAAUGGAUUGAGAUUUUAUGACUUGAACAAA